AUGCCCUCGGCAUACCGCUUCUUACUCAUAUACGUCUUAUACCGCAUCUCCCCCCUCUUCAUCUCAUUCACGUCCUCGACGUCCUCGGCCGUCUGCGCCGCGCCAAUGGCAGGCGCCGUGCCGUUGAUGGGCGGCGGCCCAAUGAGCACGAUUUUCGUGUCUGCCAUUGCGUCUUGUGUUAGGAUGGUUUCGACAAACAUGCGUAUGUUGGCUUCGAAGGUGGGCCAGGGGACGUAUUCGCUAGCGCCUAUGAAGCAGGCGUCGUUUGCGCCGAGGAAGAUGGUGAAGAGGAGGGUGGGUGGCGCGUUUGGGGAGGUGGCGCGUGUGAUGAUGCGGUCGAAGUCGGAUUUCAGACGGGAGGAUGUGUAG
This is a messenger RNA of Plenodomus lingam JN3, 369 nucleotides long. Lineage: Eukaryota; Fungi; Ascomycota; Dothideomycetes; Pleosporales; Leptosphaeriaceae. The record is from RefSeq and is a predicted model, not a curated record.